AUUGUAGCAGCAGCUCGUCUAAGUUCCUGAUGAAAUAUUUCUAUAUUUACAUUUUAUUUAUUUAUUAUAACAGUUGAAUAUGAAUAAUUUUAAUAUAAAAUAUGCUAUUUAUAAAAAUAUGAGGAUUUAAGGAGCUAUAUCUCUGUUCUGCUUUAAACGUACAAGAUCUGAAGAUGGAGGACGGUAGCACUUUAGAUGGAGGUGCACCAGGCUCUGUGGGACACCCUGUCACCCCUGUGGAGCAACAGAACGGAGGAUUCCAGGAGAAGCUCAGCAGCUGUGGCGCUGUGAAGGAAGAGACGCAGGAGCCGAAGAGCUACGAUCACGGAGACGACCUUCGUACCGGUCUGAAUAUUAUCUGCGUUAAAGAAGAAGAACCCGAAGAAGACGAGAUCCUCUGUAAGACUACAGGACCCGUUAGAAAGCAGUCUGGAGUUGUGAUGAUGACACGCCCUAUGUAGUGCACUACACCUACAGCAGGAAGUGGCUUCAGAUGGAGCUCGUGCCUCUGAUUGGUGCUUGUGUUCUGUCCUUCCAGACUGUGAGGAGUGCAGAUCGUUCUUCUUCAACAAGUGUGAGCUUCAUGGUCCACCUCUCUUCAUCCCUGAUACUCCUGUUCCCACGGGCAGCGGCCAGCGAGCCAGACGAACCCUUCCAGCAGGUCUGGAGCUCGGAGAGUCUGCUGUUCCUGAUGCCGGUCUGGGAGUGUUUAAUACCGGCCAGACGGUACCAGUCGGUGCCCAUUUUGGAGCCUACCAGGGAGAAGUGGUGGAGAAAGAGGAAGCCAUGAACAGCAGCUACUCGUGGGUGAUCUACAGGAGUGGGCAGGGUGAGGGCUACAUAGAUGCCAAGAGAGAGACACACGCCAACUGGAUGAGGUUUGUGAAUUGUGCUCGUAACGAUGAAGAACAGAAUCUGGUGGCGUUUCAGUAUCGAGGGGGAAUUUUCUACCGCUGCUGUCGAGCCAUCAGAGCAGGACAGGAGCUCUUGGUGUGGUACAGUGAGGACUACGCUAAAGAUCUCAGCAGUGUGUUUGAUUUCCUCUGGAACAGAAAGUGCUCCACACACGUCCUGAACGACGUCCUGCUGCGAGUCUUCUCCUGCUCCCUGUGUCCACUUUCCUUUACAUCUCAAAUCUACCUGCACAAGCACAUCAGGAGGAGCCACUACGAGGAGUACGUGAGACUCCUGAACGUGGGGGAGAUCCGUUACCAAACUCUGAUACCCACCACGAGCUUCAGUAGCACCGACAGCUUCCACAAACACCUGCAGAAUAAAAACUACCAGUGCACAGACUGUGGGAAGAGUUUUACUGUCAGGAGUCAUCUUCAACAGCACCAGCACAUUCACACCGGGGAGCGACCGUAUCAGUGCUCACUGUGUGACAAGAGCUUUAACCGAGAGAGUCACCUCCAGCAGCACCAGUACACUCACACCGGAGAGAAGCCGCACCAGUGCUCGCAGUGUGGAAAGAGCUUUUCACGCAUGGCUAGUCUUCAGAUACACCAGCGCAUUCACACUGGAGAGAAACCAUACUGCUGCUCACAAUGUGGGAGGAGCUUCUCCUGCACUGGUACUCUUCUCAUGCACCAGCGCAUUCACACCGGGGAGAAACCAUUUCAGUGCUCGCACUGUGAGAAGAGGUUUUCCCGCAUGGCUAGUCUUCAGAUACACCAGCACAUUCACACCGGACAGAAACCGUAUCAGUGCUCACAGUGUGGGAAGGGUUUCACUCAAAAGAGUCAUCUCCAAAAACACCAGCGCAUUCACACCGGAGAGGACCUGUGUCAGUGCUUACAGUGUGGAAAGAGAUUCUCUUGCCCAAGUAGUCUUCAAAUACACCAGCGCGUUCACACUGGAGAGAAACCGCAUCAGUGCUCAGAGUGCGGGAAGAGUUUCAGUGAAAGAGGUUCUCUCCAAAAGCACCAGCUCACUCACACCGGGGAGAAGCCGCAUCAGUGCUCGGAGUGUGGGAAAAGGUUUUCCCGCAUGGGUAGCCUUCAUGUGCACCAGCGCAUUCACACAGGAGAGAAACCGUAUCGGUGCUCACAGUGUGACAAGUGUUUUUCAAACAGCAAUAACCUUAAAGUGCACCAGCGCAUUCACACCGGAGAGAAGCCGUAUCCCUGCUCCCUGUGCGAAAUGAGUUUUUCUCACAAGAGCCAUCUCAAAAUACACCAGCGCGUUCACACCGGAGAGAAACCGUAUCAGUGCUCGGAGUGCGGCAGGAGUUUUACUCAACAGUGUCAUCUCCAAAAGCACCAGCGCACUCACACCGGAGAGAAACCGUACUACUGCUCAGACUGUGGAAAGAGUUUUCCGUAUUCAGGAACCUUAAGGAGCCACAAGUGUUCCAGCUCAGCCAGUUGCUCCUGAUAUGAACUGCCUGUUGUCUUGGACUGGGAUUAGAAUCUCAUGUUACUGGUUUUAACUUCUUGGUGAGAAGUGAACUAUGAAGUAUUACUGGUGAAAAGAUGUGAACAAAACAAACUGAUAGAUUUAUAUUGGUGGCAUGACAUGUCAAUUGACCAUUACAACCUCCACCACGUCUCUCCAGCUCAACAUGCUCCCAGGCUACCUCACCGUGAUGCUGGGAUGAAGGACAUGGCUGGUGCUUUCCAUGCUGAUGUACUAAUUAUGCUUUAUAUUCACAGUGAUGCAUCUGUCUGGCACUUUAAUCCAAAUUAUCGUUCCUCAGACCACUGUUGGUGGGUACCACUGCAUGCUGGAAAUGCUUUGCAAAACCUGCUGUGUUGGAGAUGUUCUGAUCCAGCUCUAGUUAUCAUGCUUCCAACACAUCAACUUCAAGAACUGACAGUUGUGGCUGAUCGGAGUAAAAUUUUUAUGAUCAUGAAGCAGUUAAUAAAGGUGAAUAAAUGUUAGAAUUAGAUUCCCAGGUUAGGAUGAGAUUUUUCCAUGGUCAGAAUAACGGAACUGAAUAACUGGAACAAACUUCUGUUUUCAAAACAAUAAAUAAAAUCUGUGCUGGUGUGGGUUUCUGAA
This is a messenger RNA of Trichomycterus rosablanca, 3003 nucleotides long. RefSeq names its product zinc finger protein OZF-like. The record is from RefSeq and is a predicted model, not a curated record. Bases 787 to 2376 code for a protein of 529 amino acids. Lineage: Eukaryota; Metazoa; Chordata; Actinopteri; Siluriformes; Trichomycteridae. Gene Ontology annotation, molecular function: protein binding. Gene Ontology annotation, biological process: regulation of gene expression. Gene Ontology annotation, cellular component: nucleus. The transcript has 6 exons.